Otolemur garnettii (small-eared galago) is the source of this 1064-nucleotide messenger RNA. RefSeq names its product acyl-coenzyme A thioesterase 1-like. Gene Ontology annotation, biological process: acyl-CoA metabolic process; fatty acid metabolic process. Gene Ontology annotation, molecular function: fatty acyl-CoA hydrolase activity. The record is from RefSeq and is a predicted model, not a curated record. Lineage: Eukaryota; Metazoa; Chordata; Mammalia; Primates; Galagidae.
CCAAGGCGCAAAAUGGUCGCCUCGUCUCUUGCAGUGCUGCGAGCGUCCGGACUGUGCCGAAGGGGCCUGAAAAGUUGGGCGCUGUGGCUGGGGACUCCUCCGCUGAGACAGAACCUGGGCCCUUUCCUGGGAUUGUGGAUUCUUGGAGCAGGAGGUGGCCUCCUGGAGUAUCGAGCUAGUCUGCUGGCUGGGAAGGGUUUUGCUGUGAUGGCUCUGGCUUAUUAUAACUAUGAAGACCUCCCCAAGAGCAUGGAGACCCUCCACCUGGAGUACUUUGAAGAAGCUGUCAACUACCUGUGCAAUCACCCUGAGGUAAAGGGUCCAGGAGUCGGGCUGCUUGGAAUUUCCAAAGGGGGUGAACUAUGCCUUUCCAUGGCCUCUUUCCUGAAGGGCAUCACGGCUGCUGUCAUAAUCAAUGGCUCUGUGGCCAAUGUUGGGGGAACCUUACACUACAAGGGGGAGACGCUGCCUCCUAUUGGCGUCAACAAAAAUCGAAUCAAGGUGACCAAAGAUGGCUUUGCAGACAUUGUGGAUGCCCUGAACAGCCCUCUGGAAGGACCUGACCAGAAGAGCUUCAUUCCUGUGGAAAGGGCUGAGAGCACCUUCCUGUUCCUUGUAGGUCAGGAUGACCACAACUGGAAGAGUGAGUUCUAUGCUCAGGAGGCCUCCAAACGCUUACAGGCCCACGGGAGGAAAAAGCCCCAGAUCAUCUGUUACCCAGGGGCAGGGCACUAUAUUGAGCCUCCUUACUUCCCCUUAUGCCGGGCUUCCCUGCAUACCUUGGUGGGCAGUCCUGUCAUUUGGGGAGGGGAGCCCAGGGCUCAUGCCAUGGCCCAGGUGGAUGCCUGGGAGCAACUCCAGACUUUCUUCCACAAACACCUGGGUGGUAAAGAGGAGACAGUACCAGCAAAACUAUAAGUUUUAAUUGAUUGUGUGGCAUCUCUGCUGCUAAUCUCUCCUGGGAACAGCUGCCACAUUUGGUGUGUGUUAUGUAUAUUCUUUUUGUUCUUUUUAAUAACUACAUAGAGUUUUUCCCCUUUCACUGUUAAGAUGAAGUUACCAGU